Molecule: messenger RNA, 6255 nt
Organism: Poecilia latipinna (sailfin molly)
Lineage: Eukaryota; Metazoa; Chordata; Actinopteri; Cyprinodontiformes; Poeciliidae
Gene: shank3b
Product: SH3 and multiple ankyrin repeat domains 3b
Exons: 26
Coding region: 482-5665 (1727 amino acids)
Cellular component (GO): dendritic spine; postsynaptic membrane; postsynaptic density
Molecular function (GO): synaptic receptor adaptor activity; ionotropic glutamate receptor binding
Source: RefSeq, a predicted model, not a curated record
UCACCUCUUCCUCUCCUCCUCCUCCUCGGUUCUUCUCUCCAUCUCUCGUUUUGUUUUUUUUUAUGUUCAGUUUUUACAUCAUGGAGAGCUGGUCGCUGAUCUUCAGGGAUGGGCAGGGCAGCUCUCUGAAAACAAUCUGAAACCCUGAGACCUGUUACUUCUCAACUAUUAUACAGAAGAAAACACUUGAAGGUUACCGAAGCCUUAUUCUCCAAGAGGAACAACAACAUCCACAGGAACUCCUUCAUCUAGUAUUAAAGAAGUACUCAUGAAAUUUUAACUCCAUCAACUCAAGAUCUCCGACGCCCACACUUAAAACAAAAAGAAGAGGCAAUAGAGGCUGGAAAACUGGAUCAUCAGACUGGACCAGAACCAAACGAAACGCUUGGCAGAAUCUGAGACCCACAACAAGCCAGAAGAGAUUAGUGAAAAUUGGUAAAGUCCUGUGGAAAAGUUUGAUGGGACUGCUGACAAUAGCCACAUGCCUCUGAGUCCGACCGCUGACACCAAACAUGAUCGCCCGCGGCAACAGGCGGUUACUAACGGCAACCCAACAGGCUCUGCUGUCGCCAGGGACGACGACGGGGAGGACCCGCCCUCUGGAAACAGCAUCGUGGUCCGAAUCGGGAUCCCGGACCUGCAGCAGACGAAGUGUUUGCGGUUGGACCCAGAGUUACCAGUUUGGACCAGUAAGCAGAGGGUUCUGGUGACGUUGACACAGUCUCUGUCGGAUGUUUUGAACUAUGGUCUCUUCCAGCCGGCGUUCAACGGCCGAGCCGGAAAGUUUCUGGACGAGGAGCGCCUGCUGAAGGAGUAUCCUCUGCCCAACAUCACUCCCAUCCCGUAUCUGGAGUUUCGCUAUAAGAGACGAGUUUACACUCAGAGCUACGUUGAUGACAAACAGCUGGCAAAGCUUCACACUAAGGCCAAUCUGAAGCGAUUCAUGGAACAUGUUCACCAGAAGAAUGCAGAGAAAGUGGCCAAAUGGUUGGAGAAAGGCCUGGACCCGAACUUCCACGACUCGGACAGCGGAGAGUGCCCUUUGACCCUGGCUGUCCAGCUGGAGGACAGCUGUGAGCUCAUCAAGGUUCUGCGCAGCGGCGGGGCCCACCUGGACUUCAGAACCAGAGAUGGCAUCACGGCUCUGCACCGGGCCGUUCUGUGCAGGAACAGCGCCGCCCUGACGACGCUGCUGGACCUCGGCGCGUCGCCGGACUACAAGGACAGCAGAGGCCUAACGCCGCUCUACCACUCUGCCAUGGUGGGCGGCGCCCCCUACUGCUGUGAGCUGCUGCUGCAGGACCACGCCACCAUUGGGAUCACUGAUGAGAACGGGUGGCAGGAAAUCCACCAGGCGUGUCGCUAUGGCAACGUGCAGCACUUGGAGCACCUGCUGUUCUACGGCGCCGACAUGAGUUCCCAGAAUGCCUCAGGAAACACGGCGCUGCACCUGUGUGCCUUGUACAACCAGGACAGCUGCGCCCGGGUUCUGCUGUUCAGAGGAGCCAACAAGGACAUAAAGAACUACAACAACCAGACAGCCUUUCAGGUGGCGAUCAUCGCUGGGAACUUUGAUUUGGCUGAAAUCAUCAAGAUCCACAAAACUUCUGAUGUUGUUCCCUUCAGAGAAACCCCGUCCUAUACCAAGCGCCGCCGGGUCGGCGCCACCAGAACCCCGGCCGGGAACGGCCUGUCGUCUCCUCGCUCUCUGAUUCGCUCGGCCAGCGACAACGCCCUGGAAAGCCCCGCCUCCUCGCCCGGCCCCUCCCUCCAGAGCCUGGAGACGCAUCACGACUCGCACACUCACUCCCUGAGACGCCACCCGCGCCGCCUCAGGUACGCCCCGCUGCACCCGCACCGUGCUGCGGUCCGACCAGCGCCUCUUACCGGUGUGUCGCCCCGCAGCCCCGGUGGGGGGGGCCACACGGAGACCAGCCCGCCCUCCUCGCCCCCCCACACGCCGCAGAUGAGGAAGAGGAGGCUCUACAGUGCCGUGCCGGGGCGCACCUUCAUCGCCACACGGUCCCACGUCCCCCAGGGGCCCGGAGAGAUCCAGCUGCACCGGGGCGAGCGGGUCAAAGUGCUGUCGAUCGGCGAAGGAGGCUUCUGGGAGGGAACGGUGAAGGGCAGAACCGGCUGGUUUCCUGCCGACUGCGUCGAGGAAGUCCAGAUGAGACAAUACGACCCGCGACUGGAGACGAGAGAGGACCGAACGAAGCGGCUGUUCAGACACUACACCGUGGGCUCCUACGACAACUACACCUCCUACAGCGACUACGUGAUCGAGGAGAAGACGGCGGUGCUGCAGAAGAGAGAAAGCGAAGGAUUCGGCUUCGUCCUGCGAGGAGCUAAAGCUGAGACGCCCAUUGAGGAGUUUGCGCCCACGCCAGCGUUUCCUGCUCUGCAGUACCUGGAAUCCGUGGAUCAGGGGGGCGUGGCCUGGAGGGCAGGGCUAAGGACCGGAGACUUCCUGAUAGAGGUGAACGGCAGCGACGUGGUGAAGGUGGGUCACCGCCAGGUGGUCUCUCUGAUCCGACAGGGAGGAAGUCGCCUGCUGAUGAAGGUCGUCUCGGUUUCCAGGAAGUCAGAAACCAACCUGAUCAGGAAGAAAGCUCCGCCCCCUCCGAAGCGAGCCCCUAGCACGUCGCUGACGCUGCGGUCCAAGUCCAUGACGGCCGACCUGGAGGAGAUCGCCAGGAGGCGCCGUUACGAGAAACUGGACGAGAUGCUGGCCGGCAGUCAACAGGAAGUGAUUCUGAGGGCCCGCCCCUCCGACGACUUCAGGGCGGCGACGGUCAAGCAGCGGCCGAUGAGCCGACGCAUCACGCAAGCGGAGAUCAACUCUCUGUUUGAGCGCCAGGGUCUGGUCCCGCCCUCCGCCCCGGAGAAGAGCACCAUGCCGCUGCCCAGAGGGAUGUCCAGAACCAAGAGCUUCGGCACGCCGGACGACGACAGAAUAUCGGCUCUGAUCCACGAGAGCCGUUUCCCUCGCAGCUCGUCUCUGACGGACGGCUCCAUCCCGCCGCCCCCUCAGACGGCGCCGCCCCCGCCGCCGUCCCCCUCUGCGCUGUACCUCUUCGACUCCGGCCCGCCGCCGUCCUUCCUACCGCCGCCGCCGCCGGCCCGAGGCGAGGGCCUGACUCGCUCCAGCUUCAAGCCGGGGGCGGAGCCGCGGCUGCAGGAGCUGUCGGACGCCAGGAGCCACGCCCACGCCGAGCGCCAGCGCAAAGCGCGGUCCAUGAUCAUCCUGCAGGACACGCCACCGCCGCAGCCCGACGGACACGCCGCCGGCGCCACGCUCCACACCGCCACGCAGACCUCCACACUGUCCCUCCACAGCACCAGCCCCGCCCUUGGACACUCGCCGCUGUCCCGUCGCCGGGGACGACCGAUAGAAAACCCGUAUGCCAACGUGGGACAUCAAGCCGCGCCUAACAAGCCCCAGAGGAGGAAGUCUCCUCUGUUGAAACAACUUCCUGUUGAGGAGCAGGGUAUUGGGAUGAAAGACGAUCCGUCCAAACCCGACGGCAGCGGACUGAUGAGCCCGAGCCGAGCCGAGCUGUACCAGCAGCAGGUUCUGUCUGAGCGCGCCCGAGUUCAGGGUCGCCGCUCCUCUCUCUUCCUGUCUGUGGAGGGCGCGGGGUCGGACAGCCAGGCUCCGCCCCUCCUUACCCAGAGCCACUCCAUGGACGACCUGGGCGAGCUGCCGCCUCCGGCGCCGGUCCUGUCGCCGUCACCGACGCCGCACACCUUCCUCCACCCGCUGACGGGGAAACCUCUAGAUCCAUCGUCUCCACUCGCCUUGGCUCUCGCCGCGAGAGAGCGAGCGCUCACCGCCCGAACGCCGAGUCCCGAGCCUCGAAUCAAACACUCCUCUGCCUCCACCACGCCCGUCCCCACCCCGGCUGCCAGUCCAGAGACCAGACACAAACGCACCCCGUUCACCACCCCACAGGGCAGCCCCGAGCCUCGAUCCAAGCGCACCUCUCCUCAGACGAGUCCAGAGCAGCGGACCAAACACUCGACGCCUCAGACCAGCCCCGAGCUGAGGCACAAGCGAAUCACGCCGCCGCUGUUCCCCGACGGACAGGUGGAGCGACCCGAGACCGAGGGGGGGGUGACGUCUCCCGCCGCCCCCUCCCCCGAACGAUGGAGACCCUCCCCUCUGCCAGCGCUGGCCAAUGAGAGCCACUCGGCGCUGGUCGACCGGCGGCGAAGCCUCACGGUUGGCAGCUCAGAGGAGGAGGGCGGGGCUUACACCGUGACGCUCCCGCCUGCCCUGCUGUCCUCCAGCGACGAGGAAACCAGGGAGGAGCUGCGCAGGAUCGGCCUGGUGACUCCGCCCCCCGGCUUCGCCAGCCCCCCUGCCCCGCCUCCCCCCUCCUCCCUGUCCCUGUUGCCACGGCGAGGAGGAGAGGGGGGAGGGGAGAGCGGCCCGGAGUCCCUGGGAAAGCGAGGAGACGAGGAGGAAGGAGGCGACGAGCGUCUUCAUGACAGCUCCUUGUCCCCCAGUUCACUCCCUCCGUCCAUCACGCUGGCGUCCCCCCCCGCCCCGACCUCCCCCUCCUCCCCUCCUGCUGCUCACCCCGCCCCCUCCCCCUCCGCUACCUCCCCAUCAGCUCUGAAGCCCCGCCUGCGGUCGCCGAUCGGCCGCGGCCGCUCCGCGCUGCGCGACCCGCUGCUAAAGCAGUCGUCCGACAGCGAGCUCCUCCCCUCCGCCGCCUCCUCCUCCCCCUCCUCCCCUCUCUGCUCCUCCCCCACCAGCGGCGGCAGCCGGCAGCCUCGCUACCUGUUCCAGAGGCGGUCCAAGCUGUGGGGGGGCGGGGACGACGAGCGGCGCGGGUUCAGCCCUGAUGAAGGCGGCCGACCGGCGGCGCUGGGAGGACAGAGCUCCGGGUCGGCAGUGGACCUGACGGCCCGCUCGGCAUCCGCCCUGGAGCUGAGCGGCCGGGCCGGGUCGGGACUGGACCUGGCCAAUCGGCUACAGCUGCUCAACAAAGACAGCCACUCUCUGGGGGAAGAACCGAGUCCACUGGACCCGGGCCGCAGGUCUCCUGUAGGGGGCGCCAGGUUGUUCUCCAGCCUCGGUGAACUUCACACCAUCUCCCAGCGAGGAUACGGCGCCAGCUACACGGUCCGCCCAGGAAGCCGUUACCCCGUCACCCGUCGGAGCCCGUCCCCGUCUCCCUCCCCUUCAGACCGGUCCAUGGGUCUGGGCUCCUCGCCGGCGCCUUGCUCCGAGCGGCCCGACCUGAGCUCGGGUCGAGGCCUGACCAUCCUCAAGUCUUCAAGUCUCAGCCUGCCGUCAGAACCAAAGGAGGUCCGUUUCGUCAUGAGGAGCGCCAGCGCUCGAACCAGAUCCCGCUCGCCUUCGCCCUCGCCUCACGCCUCGCCCUGCCCCUCCCCGGUCCUCAGCGGGCCCCUGCUGGCCCUGCGGCCCUGGAGGCAGCGGCCCCUCAACCUGUGGAAUAAGUACGACGUGGGCGACUGGCUGGAGAGCAUGGGCCUGGCCGAACACCGCCAGCGCUUCCAGGAGCACGAGAUCGAAGGGUCCCACCUGCCGGCGCUCACCAAGGAGGACUACGUGGAGCUGGGCGUCACCAGACUGGGCCACCGCAUCAACAUCGAGAGGGCCCUCAGACAGUUACUGGACAGCUCCACUUGACCCAUCGCCUCCGACCAGUCACCUCUAGGCGUCCAGAACUCUGACCUCACGACCCCUGACCUCAAGUCAGACCCAGGCCCAUCUCUUUAAUCCACUUUCAGCCAUUACAGAACCGCCCCGCUUUCGCUGAUGCCGGAUCGCUGAAACAUUUCGGCUCAUCAGCUCUUUAAUCAGCAGCUCUGACCUUUGACCUUCAACUCACAUCGCAAACAACUCACGUCCACACUGCGACCCAAAUUCAGUGUUUCUGUCUUAAUGCGACCCUGCAGCCGAUCUUUUCAUGAAGUCCGAUCAACACAGAUCCGACCCAGACGAUAAAUUGUCCCAGACGUUAUUGCCAUAAUCAAUAACCAUUUUUUACUAAUAUGACGGUAAUGGCAUAAAAAUGCAAGAACAACUUUAAAUUCUAAUGAACAUUUAACACUGGAAGACAUUUUAAAUAUCCAAAAUAAAUAUACAACAGAAACAGCACAUAUAGACAUGAUAAUAUUUCAGAGGAAAAACAUCCUGAAUUUAGUUGGUUAAAAUACAGAUUUGUCCAGUUUGUGGUUCUUUAAUUCAAACAUUGGCAACUUUCCACAUUUUCCCAC